Molecule: messenger RNA, 2583 nt
Organism: Pieris macdunnoughi
Lineage: Eukaryota; Metazoa; Arthropoda; Insecta; Lepidoptera; Pieridae
Source: the annotation of a GenBank genome assembly
AUGAUGGAUUCGGACUUGUCCGGUGCGGACUUUUGCCGUUUCUGUAGAUCAGAGGCUUCUUCCGACCGGCCUCUGUUCCACCCGUGCAUUUGUACAGGAUCUAUAAAAUGGAUCCACCAAGAAUGUCUAGUACAAUGGAUGCGAUACUCACGGAAGGAGAUUUGCGAGCUUUGCGGCCACCGCUUUUCAUUCAUGCCGAUAUAUUCUCCAGAUAUGCCUCGAAGGCUUCCAAUUCGUGACGUUGUAGGUGGUUUGGUGACCUCAGUGGCCUCUGCUGUAAAGGAUUGGCUGCACUACACGCUCGUCGCUCUCGCCUGGCUUGGGAUCGUCCCUCUGACUGCAUGUAGGACUUACCGCUGUUUAUUCUCUGGAUCAUUGGACCCGGUUAUAUCUCUACCGUUUGAUAUUGUAUCUGCUGAAAAUUUAGCAAAAGAUGUUUUCUCUGGUUGCUUUGUGGUGACAUGCACUCUUUUCGCUUUCAUUGGCCUGGUAUGGUUGAGAGACCAGAUUAUGCACGGUGGUGGCCCUGAAUGGAUGGAAAGAGAAAAUUUACCAGCUCCACCUGCUGAAGAACCACUACAGGAUAAUAAUAAUGAGAAUGUCAAUGAGGUUGUUAGAGAAGAGGGUGUUGGUGUGAGGGAAGAGGUAAAUGAUGAGGUAGCUGAAGAUAUGCUGGUUGGGGAGGAGGCUAAUUGGAAUCCUAUGGAAUGGGACCGUGUAGCUGCAGAAGAAUUGACAUGGGCAAGAUUGUUGGGACUAGAUGGUUCUAUGGUAUUUUUAGAACAUGUGUUUUGGGUUGUGUCUCUGAAUACAUUUUUCAUUGUUGGAUUUGCUUUUUGCCCCUACCAGAUAGGGCAAGUAGGAGCUUCCAUAGCUGGUUUUACGGCUGAGGGGCCAUUUGCUGGCCCAUUGAAAGCAUUAUCAGGAUAUGUGAUAGUUGCUGCAAUUCUAGCCAUUCUACAUGCAAUGGCCUCUUUAUUGAGGCUAAGAAGUGCUAAAAAGGCCCUUGGAUUCUGCUAUGUAGUUGUGAAAGUUGCACUUUUGUCUGUUGUUGAAAUUGGUGUUAUUCCAUUAGUCUGUGGAUGGUGGUUAGAUCUCUGUUCAUUAUCUAUGUUUGAUGCUACACUCAGAGACAGAGAGGCAAGCUUACAUGCCGCACCAUGGACACUCUUGUUUAUUCACUGGCUUGUUGGAAUGGUCUAUGUUUACUAUUUUGCAUCAUUCAUUUUACUAUUGAGAGAAGUCCUAAGACCAGGGGUUCUUUGGUUUUUAAAAAAUCUUAAUGAUCCCGAUUUCAGUCCUGUUCAGGAAAUGAUCCAUCUACCGGUAUGGUCCCAUAUUCGACGGCUGAUUGUAUCAGCGAUGGUGUUUGGCACAGCUGUUCUCUUCAUGCUGUGGUUGCCCAUUCGAGUGAUUAAAUAUACUCUACCCGGCUUCUUGCCAUAUGCGGUUGCCGUGCACACAGAAGCUCCAGUUAAUGAACUAAGUUUGGAGCUACUUCUGUUGCAGGUGAUCCUCCCAGCCUUAUUAGAGCAGUCCCAUACGCGUACAUGGCUCAAAGCUGGUCUUCGUGCGUGGUGCGCAUGCGCAGCUGGUAUUCUAGGUCUUCGCUCGUAUCUACUGGGACAGGCGAGCAGGCAGGCAGAUCAAAACCCGCCUCCACAUCCGCCACAUCAGCUGGGAGCUGCUCAUCAGGCACUAAUGUGGCGAGAAGGACCAGCCGGCUUCGAGCCGUACGUUCGAGUUUCAUGGUUUCCCCUGCGUUUGGCGGCUUUGCUUGCUCUCAUCUCCAUCUCACUUGUUAUGGCCAGUGCCCUCACUUUGGUUAUACCAGUGGCUAUCGGAAGAAAGGUGAUGACAAUAUGGCUGCCCAAGGCAUCUGAAGGUGUACAUGAACUGUAUACAGCAGCUUGUGGUAUGUAUGUGUGUUGGGCCGCGGGUCGAGGGGGGGCGUUGGCAGCAGGAUGGGCAAGGGGAGGGCGAGCAGCGCUCGUGAAUAGGACAGCAGUGUGGGCGAGUCGAGCAGCUCGCGCCGCUUUGGCUGCACUCGCCCUGCUCGGCCUUGUGCCGCUUAUGUUUGGGCUGCUGCUCGAACUGGUGUUGGUAAUCCCCCUUCGGGUACCCCUAGAACAGUCGCCUGUGCUCUUCGUAUGGCAGGAUUGGGCCCUAGGAGUGCUAUAUACCAAGAUCGUGUGUGCCCUCACAAUGAUGGGGCCAGACUGGAGUAUGCGAAGGGCCAUCGAAAAGGCGUAUAGGGACGGAAUACGGGAAAUGGAUCUUAAGUUCAUCCUUCGCUCAGUGGCGGCUCCAUUAGUGCGAUGGCUGGGUCUCGCUCUGGCGAUUCCGUACGCGUUCGCUCACAGCGUCGCCCCGCUCGUUGUGACGUCAACCGUGCAACGGAACUUGCUCGCUCGCCGAGUAUACCCGGCUCUUCUCAUCAUCUCUGUAUUGGCUGGACUUGCAAUCUUCCAUAUCCGACAAUUCCGCAAGUUAUACGAGCAUAUAAAGAAUGACAAGUACCUCGUGGGACAACGCCUGGUCAACUACGACCACAGACGACACAAACAUGUCGCUUCAAACUGA